Corvus hawaiiensis (hawaiian crow) is the source of this 1222-nucleotide messenger RNA. RefSeq lists its product as uncharacterized. The coding region runs from base 293 to 976 and encodes 227 amino acids. The record is from RefSeq and is a predicted model, not a curated record. NCBI's taxonomy places the organism in Eukaryota, Metazoa, Chordata, Aves, Passeriformes, Corvidae. The transcript has 2 exons.
UACACCCACAUCCCCACCCACCUCUCCCGGGGCUGAGGACCGGAGGAUUCCUGCGUAGCCCAGGGCAGGGGCACAGGAAUAGGCUCAUUAGGCAGAAGUAACAAUUAGGGCAGCGAAAUGAGCGGUGUGAAGGGAGAUACGGAUCGGGAGGCAAAGCAAACACUGAAACGCCGGUUUGGUAAAUAAAUCCUUCUCAUUCCCGAGGGUGUCUCACUUCCCAUAUAUGUUAAACGCCAUAUAAAUGUUCCAGAGGCUGUUAAAGCUCCUCAUUCCGUCGACUUUUACCUUCUAAAUGUGUUUCCGAUGGCUGAAGAGGCUUUACCACUGCCUCCGGCGGAGAUGGCAGAACCGGGGCUACAGCCGGGACAUCUCCCUGAGCCACCGCAGGUUCUGCACCGGGGCCCUCUCCAACUCCCACGGCAACGCCUCCUUCUCCUGCGAGGGUGAAGGCUCCAUCACCUACAGCCGGAGACCUUUGUCCUGCCCGGCCCGGCCAGCGCCAGCCCCCUACAGCAUCUCAGGGGGGUACUCGUGUGACUCUGACAGGUCCAUCAGUGGGGAUUGUGGGGUCACGUCUGGCUGGGACGUCACAGUGGGGACAGUCCCAGUGUAUGGCUCUGGAGUGGGAAUGGGAUACAGCAGCGAGGACUUGGGUCCGGUCAUCAGCAGUGCGGGGGGAGGGGGAAGAUCCGUCUGCCACCGAGGGGAUUUGGGAAUCGCUGAGGGAGCAGGGGCUGGGUAUGGAUACCCUGCACCCCUGAGUGAUACCCUAACCACGGGGAGGGUCACUGAGGGGUCAGGGUACUAUGGUGGAGGGCUGGGAUAUGAAACUGGGACAUUCCCAGGUCCAGAGCUCAGCCCUGAAGGCGGGGGAUGCGCCCAGGUGGUGCAGCAGAAAUGCCCAGUGGUUGUCCCCACCAUCAAGACCCAGCAGUGCAAGCAGAGCACCCGCUGGCCCCCCAUCCAGAAGAAGUGACUGGCCCAGCAGCAGCUCCCACAUCCCAGAAGUGUCCCUGGAUGUGCCACAAUGGAAUUUUUCCCUGACCAUGUCAUUACGGCCUCAGAGCUCCACGUUCCUCACAUGGGGCUGUGCUGACAACACUCCCCCAAGAACUGCUGGAAAAAGGGGUUUGUGCUGUGGUGACAGGAAAAGAUUCUUUUCUCCUUCUCCUUUGGAUCAUGGGUCAGAAAAUAAAACCUCUCAGUCUGUGGAUAUUUUCAA